AUGACUGGAGACGGCGACGGACUGCGGCGAGGCCGUCGGCGCCCUCCGCUGCCCCACCGCCCGCGCAUCGCCCACCGCACGUCCGCGCAGCGCGAACGAGCGGCGCCAGACGUGGACUGGGGGCACUCGCUGCAGCACUUUGCGGCCGUCGUGCGGGACGACCUGCGCGAGCUCUCCGCUCGCUUUGUCCACGAGAACGUCGUGACGUUUGCUGCGUGGAAACGGCUCUGGACCGAGACGCGCAUGAGUGCCGCCUUCCUCGUCGAGUUCUGGGAGAGUACGCCCACGGACGUCCACAAGACGAUCCUGCAACAGACGCUGGACGAAGCGGUCUCGCUCGUUGACGAGCACGACGGAGUGUUCGACACGGCAGCAGCCGUUGCGGCCCUCGUUGGCCGUGUGUUUGCCAUGUAUUGCGCCUACUCGGUGCAACUCGGCUCGCCCAAGCACAAAAUUGACACAGACCCGCAGGACUGGACGGCGCUGCUCACGAUUGACUGCGUCAUGGCCGGUGUGGGCGCUGCACUGCUCCCGACUGGCGCACGCCAAGCGAGAGCGAUGCUGCAUCGGCUGGUCGCGCACGAGCACGCUUUUCUUCGCUGCUUGCAGGGCUUUGGACCACGUGUUCGCGUGAAGAAGCGCCCAGCAAGGGCUGCGGUGGACGCCAGUCGAGACGUGUCGCUCCACGACGGCGCUGCGAUGGCAAAAGACGCGCUAGUCGACCGAAGCAGAGUGAAACAGCUAAGCACACUAGACAAGCGCUACCAAGACCUCGUGCGUCGAGCGCGAGCUGGGCCGUCUGUACCGAAUGCUAGCGCUGGACUAGAUGCGCGUCCGGCUAAUGUCGUCGUCUCAACAUCCCGGCUUUCCAAGCCACUAGCUCAAGGAGCAGAACAUGACGGCCAAGAACUGACCCGUGCAUUGACUUUGUACGUGGAGUACAAAGCAAACGAAGAGGCCCGCAGACGCGAUCGCGUUGCGCGCGCAGCGGCUGUGCGUGACCUCGACAGCAAGACAAGUAUGCUUGGACCGGAAGAUGAUGGCAGUGCCACAUCGGAUCUGAGCGAUCAAGGCAGUAGUAUUGUGCCUCUCCCGUCCAGUGCCAUGGCCGUAUCUCUUGCUUCCAGUCGGCGUGGGUCACACAGAAGGCAUCACAGCAGUGGCGGUAGUGAGGACGCUUUGGCUGAGCUCGAGUCUGAGCUACACGAAAACAUUCUGGGCGGCCAGGUCGAACCAAGUCGUACUCAACCACCUCGAAAGCUGAAGAGAGGCAAUUCAUCCUCAAGGUUGAGUGAAAUCAGUGAAGCAGACAGCGACGCCCUCGCCGAUCUUGAGGACGAAUUGGAGCAAAGUUGUGGCAUUGUGUCAUCGCAAACUCAGAGGGAUGAACUGCCAGGAAAGGCAAAGACGCGCACAAACCGAAAGCGUGGCAGGGACCGUGCUUCCGCCGGCAUCGUCUUGAGAAACACCAAGCCUACAGCGGUAUCCACGGCAACAUCUGCUCGGGCUCGAUUGACACCAAAACGGCCGAGAAGUGAUUCGGUGGCAAGCUCACUAUCAAUUGCAGAUUCGUGGACUGUGUCUUCGAUCGCUGACAGUGAUGGACUGGCUGCAAUCCAAGCCGAGCUCGAUGCUGUUCCUACGCUUCCGGGGUCACAGAAGAGCAAGUCUACUCCCCGUCGUCUCACUGAUCAUCAGGCGCCACCAGUCGAGUUGAGGAGCAGUGCAGUGCACGAUUCGACAGCAAAACCAAAAGCCAAGCAAGUGGCUCGGCAAACUGCUGACCGUGCAAGUGGAAGGUGUACAGCCUCUGUUCAGCCCAAGAAGUGUGAGCUGUCGUCAACGAACCAGCGCGCAAAGGGCAAGCCAAGAGCAUUGUCACUGCUUUCGGACAGCAGCGAGUGUAAAGGUCAGCCUGAAGCAGAAGUCGACUUGACUACCAGCUUUUGCACGUCUAUCGCAGACAGACCCCGGAGAUCGUCUCGAUUGGUGUCUGCGGCAUCAGAAACUGGGAGCGACGCCAUCGAUGAGCUGGAGAGAGAACUCAACGCCAGUGCGGCAACUCUCACUGCAAUCGCGCCAUCACCGAUGCCAGCAUCAACCAGGCAGGCACCACGCAAGCGAGCGGCUGUACCAUCAAAGCGUGCCGGUGAACGUACAUACACUCGAAGUAGCGCGAAGAAGUUACGACUUCGUGAGGCGACCACGUCAGUUGCAGAUGGCCAACCUUCGUCUGCUCAGACGUUUCGCGCGACUGAAGGCACGCAGCGUGCAGUGCCGAUUGCACGCCAGGGAUCUUCUCGAAUAAGUUCCGUCAUGUCAGAUACCGAGAGUGAUGGACUGGCAGAUUUGAUGGCAGAACUCGACACCAUCGCCACGGUCCGAACAACAAGUACUCGACCACGUCAAGAGAAGGACGCUCAUGCUACAAGUGUCAACACGCGCUCUACAGCUCGGGAGAAGUCACUUGUUUUGCCGGGUCCAGGCGUGUCUCACUCCGGUACAGCUCGAUCGGUGAUUCCAUCCUCUACCGUGACACCAUCUGACGCCGUCAGCCCGCCACGACGUUCCGCUCGUUUGAGCUCAUUGGCCGCAUCAGAUACUGAGAGCGACGGCGUAGGCGAGUUACCAUCAGACACCGCUAGUCUUCUGCGACGCUCUGCUCGUUUGAGUUCCCUGGCAGCAUCCGAUACUGAGAGCGAUGGCGUAGAAGACUUGAUAGCUGAACUUGAAAGAGGUCCAGCUGGGAAUCGUGUGAUGACGAGCACAAAGAAGCCCAAGGCACGAGUACGAGCGACUCGAAGGCAAUCAACUCGUGCGUCGGGAGUGAAGCCGAGGCAAAACCGAGCGAAAAAAGAACCGAAAGCAGUUCGCGAUCCCCGUGUCGGGACUCGGCAAGCAGCUCCACGAAAGUCAGCUGCCAUGCUUUCCACUCUUGAGCACCCGACUGCACCAAGAAACUUGCCCAGCUCUCGACGGUCUACUCGAUCAAGUUCGGUAGCCUUUGACAGCAAUAGUGAAGAUUUAGCGGAACUGGAAGCCGAGUUGCAAGCUGGAUACGCCCGACGCUAG
Molecule: messenger RNA, 3072 nt
Organism: Hyaloperonospora brassicae
Lineage: Eukaryota; Oomycota; Peronosporomycetes; Peronosporales; Peronosporaceae
Source: the annotation of a GenBank genome assembly